Molecule: messenger RNA, 5072 nt
Organism: Apus apus (common swift)
Lineage: Eukaryota; Metazoa; Chordata; Aves; Apodiformes; Apodidae
Gene: SLC38A2
Product: solute carrier family 38 member 2
Exons: 16
Coding region: 310-1812 (500 amino acids)
Biological process (GO): amino acid transmembrane transport; L-glutamine transport
Molecular function (GO): L-glutamine transmembrane transporter activity
Source: RefSeq, a predicted model, not a curated record
GGGAGGGCCGGCAGAUCAGGAGCGACGUCGCCGCCGCUGGGUCUAUAAUCUUCCUUCCCUUCUAUAUCGCUGGCUUUUUAGAGUUAUUUUUUUUCUACCUUUAUUUAUUUAGCGCUUUGUUUUCGCUGACGUUUUACAGUUAAGGGUUUUUUCCCCCUUCCAAGAAGCAGCAGCAGAGAGAGGAGCAUCUCCUCGUUCCCAAGCUCCGGGAGGAAACCUCGCUUUCAGGCUCUUGCGGAGAAGGCGCGGCCGGUCCCGCCGCCAAGGACAAAAGAGGAGCCCGGCCCCGGCCCCGGCCCCGCCGCCGCCAUGAGCAGCGCCGAGAUGGGCAAGUUCAACAUCUCCCCCGACGAGGACAGCAGCAGCUACAGCUCGAACAGCAACGAUUUCAGCUACCCCUACCCCACCAAGCCGGCCGCCAUGAAGAGCCACUAUGCAGAUAUUGAUCCAGAAAAUCAGAAUUUCUUGCUGGACUCCAGUGUUGGAAAGAAGAAAUAUGAAACUCAGUAUCAUCCGGGUACUACUUCCUUUGGAAUGUCAGUAUUUAAUCUGAGCAAUGCUAUUGUGGGUAGUGGCAUCCUUGGUCUUUCUUUUGCCAUGGCUAACACUGGAAUUGCUCUUUUUGUGAUACUCCUGCUGUUUGUUUCGAUAUUUUCUUUGUAUUCAGUGCAUCUCCUUUUGAAGACUGCCAAUGAAGGAGGAUCUUUAUUGUAUGAACAGUUAGGAAUGAAGGCAUUUGGCAUGGCUGGAAAACUUGCCGCUUCUGGAUCAAUUACAAUGCAGAACAUUGGAGCUAUGUCAAGCUACCUCUUCAUAGUGAAAUAUGAGUUACCAUUGGUCAUCAAGACAUUUAUGAACAUCGAAGAUACUACAGGAGAAUGGUAUCUUAACGGUGACUAUUUAGUGCUGCUGGUAUCUGUCAUCCUGAUUCUUCCACUUUCCUUACUGAAAAAUUUAGGAUAUUUGGGCUAUACCAGUGGCUUUUCCUUACUGUGCAUGGUCUUCUUUCUGAUUGUUGUAAUUUGGAAGAUGUUUCAGAUUCCUUGUCCUAUGGACAGUGACGUCUUGAAUAUAACAAUAAAUGGAACACUGGUAUCUUUGGCAAAUGAAAACAUAACAAUUGAUGAUAUGUGUAAGCCAAAGUAUUUCAUCUUCAAUUCACAGACUGUGUAUGCUGUCCCAAUCCUAACAUUUUCUUUUGUCUGCCAUCCUGCAAUUCUUCCAAUCUAUGAAGAACUGAAAAGCCGAAGCCGUAAAAGAAUGAUGAAUGUGUCCUAUGUAUCUUUUUUUGCCAUGUUCCUCAUGUAUUUAUUGGCUGCUCUCUUCGGAUACCUGACAUUUUAUGGAAAAGUUGAACCAGAACUGCUUCAUACCUACUCUGCUUAUCUGGGUGCUGACGUUCUUCUUCUUAUUGUGCGUCUUGCUGUGCUUAUGGCUGUAACCCUUACUGUACCAGUAGUUAUUUUCCCAAUUCGCAGUUCCAUUACCCAGCUGUUGUGGGCAGGGAAGGAGUUUAGAUGGUGGCGUCACUGUUCCAUUACAGUUGCUCUUCUGACAUUUACCAAUGUCCUUGUUAUCUUUGUCCCUACUAUUCGAGACAUCUUUGGAUUCAUUGGUGCAUCUGCAGCUGCCAUGCUGAUCUUUAUACUUCCUUCUGCCUUCUAUAUCAAAUUAGUGAAGAAGGAACCAAUGAAGUCAGUGCAGAAGAUUGGGGCUGCAUUCUUCUUACUAAGUGGUAUACUUGUGAUGACUGGGAGUAUGACACUGAUUAUUCUAGACUGGACCCAGAACGUUCCAUCUGAUGGCCAUUAACUGUCCUGGUUUAAUCUGUAAUACUCCACUUCAAAUGCCAGUGUUCACUCAGAUACCUACUGAGAAUGCAGAUGAGCUAUUCAGCUUCCUUUAAAAUGCAGAUUCUUUGUUGAUGGUUCUUCUGAUUGUAGAAUACUCAAACUGUCUUUAAGAAACUAUUCUGCAUGAUGGAAGUGGAUAUUAACAUCAAACCACGUGAGUGUCUGGCUGAAGGAAGUGACAACUUUAUUCCAUUCCAGAGAAUGGACAGAACUCUCUGUAGACUUUUAUCAAGCCAUGUUUGGCUUUCAUCGUUGUUACUUGGAUAUUUUGUUAUUUUACUUGAAUGUGCCUAAUGGAACCAUUUGAUGUGAGAAAUAACUCUUUAAUUUACAGCAAAGUGUUUAAAUAACCAAUGAGAGAGAGAAAGAGAAACACUAUUAUUUUUUUGUACCAAAAAUUCUUAAGGACCUCAAAAGCACUAUUUUGACUUUAAGAAACAUUUUUCUAAAAAAAAUUAAUAACAUAAAAGAGCUCCUACAAAUAUUUAAUCAGUGCCCUAGAUUAAAUCUAAUUUGCCUUUCUGUAGAGGCAUAAUUAGAAGAAAUUUUAUUUUUAAAAAUGCUUCUGAUGACCAAAUCGGAAAAUAAAUCAUUUAAGUCAAAAUGAUCUAAUUAUAAAUGAUUCUCAUAAAAUUAAUUUAGUUCAAAGUAGAGUGAAAAUAAUCCUGAAAAUCAUUUGCCAGUUUACCUAAGUAAUUACAGUUACCUUAGUUUCAAAAAAAUGGUGUGGAAACCCAAACUUUCAGGCUUUAAAAAAAAAACACCACCACCCUUUAAAACGGGUACGUUUGAGAAAAACAGCUAAUCUAGAAAUCGUAACAAUGGCAUUGACAUUUCCCUUCUUGAGGUACUCAAUAGUGCAAUUGGGUAAAACAGGGUUUGGGGGAUUUUCCUUUUUUAUUGUGUUGUUGGUUUUUUUUUCUGUUGUAGAUAAAAACUGCGUGGCACUGGAGCAUAUUGUGCCAUUAACAGAAAACUCUCUCCUGGAGUUCACUUUAUUACUAAGGUCCACUGUCAGUUGUAGCAACUUUGGUUGUUUAUUUUUUUCUGUCUGAUUUAUCUUGAAACACUCUGUAGGAAAACAAAAAGGUCCUAUUGUAGCUUACUAGUUGUAUAAUAUUCAAAAAGUGUACAGUAUUUCUCAAAUUACUCAUCCAUUAUUGGAUUUUGAAUUACUUGACUAUUCUGUUUCUGAGUCAAAUCCACAAAAUAAUUGCACCAGUAUUCCAUGCUUGGUACAAGCUCUCUUUGCAUACACAACUGGGAUUCCUCUUCCAAUUUAUACUGUAUAGUAGUAUUAAAGGUAACCUCAUAGACUGGAUAGUCAUCUCAUACUUGUUUGCUUCAGAAAUAGGCAAGUUUCUUUUGAGCCUUAGCUGGCUGAUGAACCAGGUGCUGUAUGGUUGUGAUUAGCUGUUUUGUUUCUAGUGCAUGUUUACUCUUUCAUUCUUAUCCCAGGUUGAAGAGAAAAAACACAUGUAUAACAGCGUACUUGGCUUCUCAAACACAACAAUAUUGGGUACAAAAGCCUAAAUAGAGAUUAUUAAUGAAAUAAUCAUGGCAAUGUGGUCAACUGUCUUCAUCUGACAUACUUUAAAAAUCCGUUUUACAAAAUUCUACUUGGUUGUUGGGUCAGAGGGAACAAGUAAGGGCCUGUAAUCCACUGAUUAAGCAGUACCUGAGACUUUCUGCUCUUGUAGAAUUAAUCGGGAACAAAUCUAAAUGACAGUCAUUGUUUGGCAGAUAAUGCCAAUCUCUGCCCAGCCAUUUGAAAACUAUGAAAAAAGAUGGCAAGUGUUUUGUAUUGAUACUUAUGCAUGACUGUAAGUACUGGUCACUAAGUCUGUAGCGUGAAACUGUAAUGAGAAGUUAGAAUCCUCUUGUGUUGUUCGUAUUAUUAGUUCAGUGGUACUCAACUGGCAGUUAACCAUCCUGGAGUCAGCACUGACCAACACUCCUUAGGUACUUCUCUGCCUCAGGUACUGUACAUCCAUGGCUUACUAUCCUGUGUUACCUGAUCUCCACAGAAGUGCUGAGUGUCUGCCUCCUUGGUACUUAGGCAGCUUUUCUUCUUCCUUUCUGCAAAUGUAGAGAGGUGGAAGAGGAUUAAAAUAUUGUCUAGCUUUGAGCAAUUUGUAGCAAACAAGGGAUUAAGCGUUUCCCUUGCCAGCAUUAAAAAAAAAAAAAAAAAUACAUGGAAGUGAGAAGUAACCUCCUUUCAGUAACCACAGAAAAAGAAGGGGGUAUAAAUGAGAAGUUACUACACAGUCCUUCUCAGGAGCCAGAGAGGAGGAAGAUUUUUGUGAUGACACCUCAUAAUAUACACAUCACUUAAUUCUCUGAAUGUAGCAAUUUCCAGAUUUUACAUUGUGUGUUCUAUCAUUUGAUGACUGACUCUACCUGCAACAGUUGAGUUCCACUUGGCUGGGUUGAUUUCCAACAUAUGAUUUUUAAUUACAUUUUUUUUCUGCUUAAAGUUACCUACAUUGCAAACCACCCAGAAGAGCAGCUUCAGUAUUAAACCACUGUUUUGUCACCUCAGUUAGACAUUAAUGUCUUCCAUGAUAUUUCAGUCAUAAAUGUAACAUGUUAUUUAUAAAACAGUAAUCCAUUAAAACUAAACCUAUUUUUCAAUAUUUAUGAUAGUCUAUGUACAUAAAUUGUAUGUGUGUAUAUACUGUAAGUAUAAUGUAUAUAAUGUAGGUUUGGAAUCUGGGAUUUAUGUAUAUAUUCCUCUCUCAUUACUGAUGUUACAUCAUUUCAAGGAGUUCAUGUUGUACAUCUGUACAACAACUGUCAAAGGAAAGACUUCUACAACAGAAUGUAAUGCCUACAGCAAUGGAAGAAAUGUGUUACACCUAAGGUGUGUAAGAAAACACUAAGAUUGUAUUUAUUACAAAUGUAUAUGUUGCAAUAAACACAGGAGUCAUUUGGGUCCAUAAAAAGCAUCGUUCAGGUUCAUGUAUACUUUUCCUCUAAAAUUUACCUUGGAUGUAACGAUUUCCUGAAUGCAGCAACUUAACAGCUUUUACAAUCUAACAUAUUUGUUAGGCCACCAAAUUCAGGUAUCCUGCGGUACAUCCAUGUACAUAUGUAAAUACCCACUGUAUUGUUAGAGGCCAACACUCUAGCUACAGUUGUUGGCAGGGAGUGCAACACAGUUUCAAUGAAACAUUGUAUGUUUGUUUUAACUGAAAUAAAUAAAUAGAUAAUCCUAAA